Molecule: messenger RNA, 2323 nt
Organism: Psylliodes chrysocephalus
Lineage: Eukaryota; Metazoa; Arthropoda; Insecta; Coleoptera; Chrysomelidae
Source: the annotation of a GenBank genome assembly
UACUUAGCCCAAAUCCAAUUAUUUAGAAUUUUGUACCUUUAUAUCAGUUUAAAAAUUGAAAGCUGGCCAUUAAAUAAAAAAUGAAUUUUUGAACUUAUUGUUUCUAUAGAUAUCACCGUUGUCUGUAUUUAUCACUGAUACCUUUUGAUAUACAUAUUUCACACACAAUGUUUUUAAUAUUAAAAAUUAAAUAGUUGUAUUUUUGUCUUUGGUAUUGUAGUGAUUUGUGAACUUGUCUUUUAUAUACAAAUAAUAUGAGUAUUGUGCGCGAAUAUGAUAAUUUCUUGGAUUUAAGAAGACAAGAAACUUCAAAUUUUUUAUGGAUAUCAAAAAGAUGGGAUCCUAAAAUUGCAUUCAGACAAGGUCAGUCUAGACCUUCUCCUCAAUUUCAUAAAGAAGCUGUCUUGAAUAGCCCUAAAAUUCAAGAAUUAAUUGAACAGAUAAGCUCAAGAAGUAAUAUUUCAAAAUCUGUUCUGGAACAUCAAGUUCAAGAUAUUUUAGAUGAAAUAGGCUAUGAAAAAAAGUUUAAAAUUAUACGAUGGCUGGGUUUAAUGUUAACAAAAAUUUGUCUAACUGUGCUUUCAGGAAUUUACAUCAAUGUAGAACAAGUAGAACAGAUAAAAAAUCAAAUGGGACAUUGUCCAGUUAUUUUUGUACCUACCCAUAGGAGUUAUGGUGAUUUCAUAAUGAUGUCAUACAUAACUUUUCAAUAUGACAUUGAAAUACCUGCGAUUGCAGCUGGGAUGGAUUUUCAUGGUAUGUGGGGUAUGGGAACGUUGCUCAGAGACACUGGUGCUUUUUUUAUGAGGAGAACAUAUAAUGAUGACCAUUUAUACUGGACCACUUUUAGACAAUAUGUCUACCAAUUAGUCAGUAAAGGCGAUUUACCCAUAGAAUUUUUCAUAGAAGGAACAAGAAGUAGAAGCAAUAAGUCACUUUCGCCAAAAUAUGGUUUAUUAACCAUGGUUCUUAAAGCAUUUUUCUUUUCGCAAGUACCUGAUAUACAUUUUGUGCCAAUUGGUGUAAGUUACGAUAGGAUUUUAGAAGAAAACCUUUUUGCAUUUGAACUAUUAGGAGUUCCCAAACCUAAAGAAAGUACAUCUGGUUUCUUCAAGUCGAUGAAAAUUUUAAAAGAAAGCUUCGGUAAUAUUUAUGUUCACAUGGACAAACCGAUAUCUGUAAAACAAUUUUUCGGCAAUAAAGUGGACAGAAGCGUUCACAAUUUAGGAGCGCUACAUCAGCAGGAAGUCACCGAUGAGGAAAAGAAGCUUUUACCUUCAUUAGCAUAUGAAAUUUUAAAUCGCCAACAAAAGGUUUUAGUUACAACCGUAUUUAACCUAGUAUCUCUAAUACUGAACAACAAUCUAGUCUACGAAAAAGAUUUGUUGACUUUAGAAGAACUUACAAAAGAUGUCCAAUGGAUUAGAGAAACAGUGAGAUUUUUAGGGGGAUUUACACAUUCAACCAACAUAGAAAGAAGUAUCAACGAUUGCUUCAACACUCACAAAAAUCUAAUACGAAUAAAUAGAAAUAAAAAAAUUAAAAUUGUAAGCAAUAAAAUUAGUCACGGAGAGAUUAAUCACAAGAAGUUAAAGGGCCACUUGCUUAGCGAUGAAACUAUGACGUACUCAGUGCCAUUUGUGACUUUACAGAUUUAUGUCAACCCCGUUCUUCAUUACUUCGUCGAUAUAAAUAUUAUUCUAGUUAUUUUAAGUUCUAAAUCAAUGAAUGAAGACGAAUUGUUUGAAAACUAUCACUUCUUGAGGUCUCUGUUUGCAAGAGAAUUUAUUACUUUAGCACCUAAGGAUAAAACGGUAUUUAAUACGGCCCUAAAUAAUGCAAUAUCUUUAAAUCUUGUUAGUUUAACCAAUGGAAGUUACCAACUAGAAAACAACGAAAAACUAAGAUAUUUAAUUGUUAAUACUUUCAAUGCAUUUUAUGUAUCGUUUCUUACUACCUUAAUAGUGUUAGAGGGACUUCCAGAUGUAACUGAUGAAAAAUCAAUUUUGACGAAUGCUCAGAAACUAUUAGAAAAUUCAAUCGAAAAGAAAAAGGACAUUAUCCAUCCCUAUUCGUUAAAUUUAGAUACUUUGGGAAAUUGUUUAAACAGUUUGGUAGAUGAGAGAAUUAUCCAAAAAACUAGAAGGAAUAAUAAGACCCUAUAUGAAAUUUACAGAAGUAAACUAAUGGAAAUUAAAGAACAUUUUGUGAGAAUUAUUCCAAAAUAUUAUGUUGAAGAAAGUUGUCAAAUAACUUCAAACCGUCUACAAAAUAAGUUGUAAUACAUUUUUUUUGUAAAACUUAUUAAAGACUGGUUUAUUUA